AUGCGUCACCUGGAUGUCUUUUUAUUCCUUUACUUCACCGCGCACUCCGUGCACGCCAUUCCCUUUCGUCCGCGAAACAUCAUCGAUCCUUUAAACCCGUUAAAAAGCGUGGCAAGCGAGUUAUUGGGCAUAACUACUGCAGCAAAUGGACUACCCUCCCCCCCAGACCCAGCGACGAUCAUCGCUCCCUCUCCAGUUACCGCAUCACCAUCAUCUUCUUCAGGUACGGCUACAGCUCAGACGAGUGAUGCAGAGAGCACAUCAUUGUCGGAUGGAUCGUCAGUUACAGGCACGGGUGGGGUAGAAAGCAUAACUGUCACAGGCACGGCCACUCAGUUGUCCACAGGCGGUGUUUCGGCCGGUGCUUCAUCUUCCAGCCUCAUUGACACUACCACCACAGUUCCAGCUACCUUUUUCACCACCUCAGUCUCUAGUGGAACAGCGAAUUCGGUAGUACCUACGACAACUGGAGGCGGCGAUUCGUCGGGGUCGGGGUCAGGGUCGGGAUCAAAUUCAGGCUCAGGCUCAGGAUCAGGCUCAGACUCCGGCUCGGGCUCGGGUUCAGGCUCAGGCUCAGGUUCGGGCUCUGGAUCGGGUUCAUCGUCGUCGGCCGAUUCAGAUGGGGCAAAUGGUCUCUCCGCAGGAGAGAUCGCCGCCGCCGUGGUUGUACCUGUACUUGCCUUCAUUGGAAUAAUUUUCUUCCUCUUUCGUUUCUGUACCCCGGUGCGACGAAGAUAUGAAGAUUGGCGCCAGCAGAGGCUAGAGACUCGUGCGUACCGCAGAGCAUUGGACGAUCCUGUGCUAUCGUUCGGUACGCGAGAAAAGGGUCUGGGACUCGGCGAUGUCGAACAAUUAAUGCGUCCUCUUUCAUUUGGCUUCAGCAAGCCUCAGCGGCAGGGGAUCAAACGAAAACCUUUAAAUUGGGAUGCUUCGAGAAUAGGCUCGCAGCGAAUAUCUGCCAUUGGAAUGGCGGUGCCCAUGGGCGAGCAUAGGAGAAUGGGCAGUGAUAGUUCUGAAGAGAGUGAUGAUGUGAGAUACGAAGAUGCCCGUUCAGACCCAACCUAA
This is a messenger RNA of Rhinocladiella mackenziei CBS 650.93, 1065 nucleotides long. RefSeq lists its product as uncharacterized. NCBI's taxonomy places the organism in Eukaryota, Fungi, Ascomycota, Eurotiomycetes, Chaetothyriales, Herpotrichiellaceae. The transcript has a single exon. Bases 1 to 1065 code for a protein of 354 amino acids. The record is from RefSeq and is a predicted model, not a curated record.